ACCACUCACACCGUUGAGUAAUGACGAAAACGGAAGUCGCUAGUCCCGGUGGUCAAGCUUCAGCGUGCCAACGGAUCUUCCCGCACACUUGCUGCGCCAGGCCGCCGGCAUGGAAGUGCCUUGCUACCUGGCCAAGCUGCUGCGGGAACUGAACGAGCAGCGCAAGAGAGACUACUUCUGUGACUGUAGCAUCCUGGUGGAGGGACGGGUAUUCAAGGCUCACCGCAACGUGCUGUUUGCUGGGAGCGGCUACUUCCGUGCUCUUCUGGUGCAUUAUUUGCAGGACACAGGGCAACUCCACAGCACUGCCUCUCUGGACAUAGUCACGGCCGACGCCUUCUCCAUCAUCCUGGACUUCCUUUACUCGGGCCGCUUGGCCCUCAACAGGGGCAACGUCAUCGAGGUCAUGUCGGCGGCCAGCUACCUGCAGAUGACGGACCUGGUGAACUUCUGCAAGGAGUACAUCCGCUCGUCCCUGGACAUAUGCAACAAGGAGAAGGAGGUGGUCAAGGAGCCGGAGAGUCGAGAGGCGCCCGCCGACAGCGUCGCCCCCGCAGAGUCCCUGGAGUCCGUCUCGCGGGCGGGGGCAGAGGCGGACAGGGGCUCGGGUUCUGAGUCAGUGGUCUCGGUGAGAGCGCCCUCCGCGGAGCGUUCGCCCCCACCCCCAGGACCCAGCAAGACCCCGCAGGGCAGCUGUAGCUUGAGGGGCAGCUUUUUAUCGGCGGGGGAGGGAUCAAAGGGACACGUCGAUCUGGCCACCCAGUCCUCCUCUUCUUCUGCCGGAUUGACCCCCGAACUCCUGAACCCCAAAAUCGAGUACGACCCGGACGAGGAGAUGGGGGAGUCCCCCGACACCAAAGAGCUGGGCUUGUAUCCUGGGGUCACUCAUCCAGACCACGGCAGGCUGCUCCCAGCUAGCCCCUGCACCGGCAACGAACGCUCGCCCUUUGGACACGGGGGCUACCUCAACGGGAGACACUUCACAGACUCGCUGGCCAGAAGCGAAGGCUCCAGUCCGAUAAGGGACAGGGGGAACCUGGGCCAGCGCUUUACCCAUGGACUGGACGCUGCCAUCGACGGAGGCAGGCUGGACGAGGGCCUGGGGAUGGAAGGAGCGUCCGUAAUGGGAAUACAGUCGGACUGGUUUGUCGAGGACACAGGCGACUGCAUGUUAAUGCCAGUAAAACUCCACAAGUGUCCUUUUUGCCCGUACACGGCCAAGCAGAAGGGCAUUCUGACGAGACACAUCCGCUGCCACACGGGAGAGAGGCCCUUCCCCUGCCCCAUCUGUGGCAAGAGGUUCACCAGGCAGGAGCAUAUGCGCAACCACGCCCUCUGUCGUCACCGUCACUACAUGCCGCUCGUGUGCAAGAGCUGCAGGAGAGCCUUCGAAGGGGGUGACAUCACAGAGAGCCUGAAGCGCUUCGGCGUCUGCAACGACUGCAGCUCCGGCAACGUCCGCCACGACCCCGCCUCGGGCCCCGCACAGCCGGCUACCGGCCCCAGGGCCGAGAGAGGGGACGGUGGCACCUACUGGUCCAGUUUCAUGGACGACGUGGAGGAGGGCCGGGUCGAGGGGCUGGGGGAGAAACAGAUGCCCGGUCCGGUGGGGAUGUAGCUUCACGUGACCCCACCCAAAAGUUCAUCGGGCGGGUGGCAGUAGCUCAUGAGGGAGAGCGGGUUGGCUGGUAACUGCAAGGUUGCUAGUUCGAUCCCCGGCCUCUCCUGGCUGUGUUGAGGUGUCGAUGAGCAAGGCACCUCACCCUGACUGCUCCCGACAAGCUGGCUGUCUCCUUUCAUGGUUGACUCCGCCGUCGGUGUGAGAAUGUGUGCAUGAGUGGGUGAAUGUCAUGCAAUAUCAGUGUUUCCCCCAGAAAAUGUCUUACUCAAGGCAGUGGGGGAAACACUGAAUAUUGUAAAGCGCUUUUGAUAAGAGCACUAUAUAAAUGCAGUCCAUUUACCAUAUUCAUCACUCUGUUGUUGUGUUUCUUCCACUGCGGCCCAUAUUGCUAUUGUUCCAUGAAUGAUUCGCUCUGACCUUUGUCCUUAGUUGGUCGGACUGGUGGACUGAUGGAGCAUUGGCAGUGAUCUCUGCAAAAAGUGCAGGUGGCAGGUGAUAAAAUGCCAAAUUACAGAUGUUCAAAAUCGAUGUUCUGUUUUACUGUGGCCGUUCUGAUGGAAGACGUUGUAACAUCAAAGACUUGAUAUGAUUAUUUAUUUACAAGAGUUGUACUAUAUUUUGUCUAUUUUUAUAUUCUUUUAUUGUUCUAUUAUGGGCAGCUGAUGCUACAAGAUUCAUUUUUGGUCUGUAAUUAAAUGUACAUCUGAUGCUAGGAAUGGUAUUCUUUCAUGUAGCCUAUUUGCUAUAAAUGGUCUUUCCAAAAGUACUGUAACAAUCGGUAUUUUGUCACAGGCCUACAUUAAUAAGGUCAAGAUAAUGAAGCUGGCGACCGCUUCCAUCAAUUUAUUUUCUUAAACAAAUAAGGGCGGUGGGUUAUUCCUCUGCAGCCACCAUCGCUCUGUGUUGAAUAGAAUUAUCAGUUCCUGUUUAACACAUUUUUCUUAUGGAGGUUGGGCAGGUCACUGGUUAGGAUACUACAUCAUAGCAGCGGGACUGAAUUCCGUAUAAUUCAAAUAGCGACCCUUCUUGUGUUUGCGCUUGGAUGCGGAGCGCGAUACACGGCCGAUUGGGAAAGUCUGGAUGCAAGACCCCUACCGCAAUGGUUUGACAAAUCUGUAUUCAUUGGGCGGUAUUCUCUGUCCCUGGUUUUGGGAGGUUCAGUGAAUGGUUCUGGUAUUGGUGGAAGGGUUUAAAAUAUCAACAAGAAAUUGAGUUCAAUUUCUGAACUCAAAGAAGUCAGCGUAACUUCCAUUACGCAGACUUUGCAAAAGAGUUUCAUGCAGAAUUCUUUGACCCCAACGGUUGGGCCGAAAUAUUGGAAGCGUCUGGUGUCAAGUGAGUACUCUAGCGUUUUAAUAUAAUAGCCCUGAGUCAUCUGACUGUUUACACAUGCCAAUCAAUCGAUUUGAUUGAUUAAACCUGAGAGACAACAUAAAAAAAAAAGCAUAAUUUUGUGUUAACGUGUGUGGUGGUAGGCGAUGACUCCAGUUAAACCAGUGAAUGAGUUUC
Gadus chalcogrammus (walleye pollock) is the source of this 3130-nucleotide messenger RNA. It is a transcript of the gene zbtb8b, whose product is annotated as zinc finger and BTB domain containing 8B. Gene Ontology annotation, biological process: regulation of transcription by RNA polymerase II. Gene Ontology annotation, molecular function: RNA polymerase II cis-regulatory region sequence-specific DNA binding; DNA-binding transcription factor activity, RNA polymerase II-specific; protein binding. The transcript is spliced from 5 exons. Lineage: Eukaryota; Metazoa; Chordata; Actinopteri; Gadiformes; Gadidae. The record is from RefSeq and is a predicted model, not a curated record. Bases 110 to 1618 code for a protein of 502 amino acids.